CUCUGACGAGAGGAAUUUCGAGUGUGCGUUUUGCUCGAAGAAAUUCAAGAGCAAGUCAGAGAUUUUCCCACACUUGAAAAUUCACGUUGAAAAGCCUCGACAAUGUCCGCAUUGCAAGAAAUUGUCUAAGAACUCCAUAUCACUAAGGCAGCAUAUAAAACAGCUUUGCCAAAGUGCACCAAGAUUGCCAGAAUACUUUUGCAAUGUUUGCGGAGAAAUUUUUCUGACUCAAUUUCUUCAUAAGCGACAUUUGACGAUUCAUCAGAGAAAAUUCGAAUGCCAAACUUGCCAUCUUGUUCUCUCGUGCAAACAAACGCUGAACAGACAUAUGAAAAUUCACACCGGUGAAAAACCGCAUGUCUGCGAUAUUUGCGGUAGAGGAUUCGUGCAAAAGACCAAUUUGAAUAGUCACAGAGAGCUUCAUUCGAGUCCUGAUUAUCCGCCGAUGAAGUGUCCCUAUUGCAGCAAGAUGUUUGAGAGGAAACAGAACUUCAAGAAGCACAUCUACAAAACACACAAAGGUCUUCCGGUUCAGCCGAAUGGAUCUUCUCUCACAUGCCGGGUUUGCAAGGAAGUCUUCCUGAAUCUGGAUGAAUUGAUGGUUCACGUGAAGGUUCACAAACUUUCCAAGUCUUUUGAGUGCGGAAUCUGCAAAAGAACCUUUAGUAUUAAGGGAAAUCUGAAGAGACACAUUAAGGAAUUGCAUAAGGAAUCGAACUAUGAAUGAAUUCUAAUUUUCGUGUGAUAUCCAAAGAUGAAAAUAAUGGAAUGCUGCAAUGUCUCUAAUAAUGAAGUUCUUUAGGUUAAAAGAUUU
Phlebotomus argentipes is the source of this 814-nucleotide messenger RNA. Its product is annotated as gastrula zinc finger protein XlCGF57.1-like. The transcript is spliced from 2 exons. Gene Ontology annotation, cellular component: nucleus. Lineage: Eukaryota; Metazoa; Arthropoda; Insecta; Diptera; Psychodidae. Bases 329 to 727 code for a protein of 132 amino acids. The record is from RefSeq and is a predicted model, not a curated record.